Messenger RNA from Linum trigynum, 2185 nucleotides. Lineage: Eukaryota; Viridiplantae; Streptophyta; Magnoliopsida; Malpighiales; Linaceae. The record is from the annotation of a GenBank genome assembly.
GGGCGAUAAAUUUAAAUAAUUAGGGCGACAAAUAGGAACUCUCUUACUCAAAGGUCCGGCAGUAAGAAGUUCGGUGGAUCAACGUUGGCGAUGGGAGGCGGCAGCGGCAGCGGCAGCGGCAGCAGUGAACGCGGAGAAUCAGUCGCGGAGCAGCCGGAGCUCGACGGAUCGUCCACUGGUUUGGAAUUGCCGGAUGAGCGCGCUGCAACGGAGCUGAAUCGGAGGGAGAUAGUUAAGGCUGUGAAAGUCGUGGAGAAGGACUCCUUGGCCAUUGCGGAGAGCUUCACCUCUCUUUUCUCCUCGCUCCGAUCAGCGCUCUCUGAGGCUACGAACAGCUCCGUCGAUCAUAUGCACUGCUUUGGUGAUGCCACUGGCCGCCUUCAAGAAUCCGUUCUGGAUGCAGCUACGAAGGGUAACCGCUACAUCAAUUCAUGUCUCAGGUUAAAUGAGGAACUCAAGGGCAUUGAAACAUUGGCUGCUCAAUUGAAAUUUCUGAGAAGAAAUGUGGAUGCUCUGGACUCGUCGGUGAACAAACUUAUACGGCUUCCAUGAUUGUAAUCUGUCAGCUAACUGGCAGCAAUUAGAGAGCAGCGUCAUCUGGGUGUGAAGGAGUCCAGUCCAGUCCAGUCCAGUUGUGAAGGCUUCAAUGAGUAAAACUUUAACGUGAUUAAAUUCAUAGAUGGUUGCAGUUAUAUUAUUGAGAAAUAACUGCCACUGUGCCGUUGGAAUUGUUUUCUGCACCCCUGCUUUUGACUUUGAGCAAUAGAAUAGCAAAUAGCAACUACUUAUUUGCAACUUCUCUCGACAUUCAAGAUGCCUCUGUGUAAGGUAUGAUUCUUGUUGAAUAGUUUAGGUCCAUUGGGCUUCUCAUAUGUUCGGCCCCUCUAGACUUCUUACAGCAAGAACUGAGCUUCUGAAAUUUGGAGUUGGCUUGUGUUAGAAGUACAUCUAGGAAGUGCUAGGUGGUCCAUUCACGACGAUGAUUGAAGUGGAUUAGAAGUCCAUCCAGGAGAACCAAGAAUUAAGGUUCAUUUUGUAGUUAACUUUUCUAAUAUAACCUGAAAUGUCCAAUUCAAACUUUGGUAAUACAAACUACGAAACGAUUGGUUGUGUUCUGUUAUCACUAUUAGAAGCCAGGUUAUCAUUUAUCUGUUAUCUUAUCUGAAAGCAAUGCACUUGAUUAUGUAGUUAUGUUAUUCAGUUCUUUGAAUUUUUUUCACAUUAUUGGACUGUUUGGGUUGGCUAGGUGGACCUAAAUGAACAACCCAGACUUCCUUGCUUUCGCUUUUACAAGUUCAAACUGUGCCAGGAUAUGCCAGUUCUGGAAGGAACUUAUUGGGAAGAGAAGAGAUAAGGGUGCAUUUGUAGAAAAUAUACAGCACAUGGCAGAUUGGUCUAGGGCUUGCAUGCUGAUUCAUGGCCCGCUGGGUUCAAUCCUGACUCAAAUGCAUUGCUUCACCAUUCAUCUGAUGUAGGUUGUAUGUAUUAUUAUUACUUCUACUGUCCUAGUUAAAAAAAAAAAAAAAAAAAACUCUGCUGUCUGUCAGUACUAUAUGGUCAUGGUCCCUUCCCUAUUGAAUCCGCACCUACAUUUUACAACCUUUCCCUUGGCUAAUUGGUGCAGAGAAGGAAGCUGGUCCCAUGAGUAACCAGAAUAUCUGGUACAAUCCUGAAAUUUUACAGCCUCUGAAUUUCUUAUGGCUCGAGUUUUGCAGGCUCUCAUUACAAGUCAUGUCCUUUGGCUAUGACGAAGAACUUUGGAAGGUUUGGUAGGAAAUGUGGAACUUAAGCAUCUUUAGUCUGUUUGUCUGUCUGUUUUCUUUCUUCCUUUCUUCGUUCAAUAUAUAAUAUCUCUGUCUGCAGACAUUGAGCUAGGGGGAAUUUUUCAAACAAGUAGGGGUGUUUUAGUAGUGGUAUAUCAUAUAUGGGUGGAGGCUAGAUCCAAUUCCAGGGAUUUGAUUGAAUGGAGGGAGGAAAUGGGUUAUUGUUGUCGUUGUCAUGUGUUGGUUUGUUGAUCACGAACAAGUAGAUUGCGAUAGGAAGGUGACUGUCUUGAUUUGAGCAAGUAGAGAAUGAAAGAUUGGAUGUUGAUGGUGGAAGAUGAACCAAAGUAGACACAAGGUUUUAGAGGGAAAGGUAAUCAUCAAACUUUUUGGGUGGUCCAUAAUAAGUGAUAUAUUUGACA